Messenger RNA from Archocentrus centrarchus (flier cichlid), 6384 nucleotides. RefSeq names its product diphosphoinositol pentakisphosphate kinase 1b (gene ppip5k1b). Gene Ontology annotation, molecular function: inositol hexakisphosphate kinase activity; 5-diphosphoinositol pentakisphosphate 1-kinase activity. Gene Ontology annotation, biological process: inositol phosphate biosynthetic process; inositol metabolic process. The record is from RefSeq and is a predicted model, not a curated record. Gene Ontology annotation, cellular component: cytosol. NCBI's taxonomy places the organism in Eukaryota, Metazoa, Chordata, Actinopteri, Cichliformes, Cichlidae. The transcript is spliced from 31 exons. Bases 561 to 4358 code for a protein of 1265 amino acids.
CAGCUCAGUACACCAUAGUGACCUCACGUGAACUUUAACGCGUAGUUUACAACUUCGCAGUGGGAUUAAGAAGUAAAUUGAAGCAGUGGCCGCUACCCUUCAGCUCAGCUCAGUCGGCGGAAACAAGGAAGUGAACAGCUGACUGACUUCUGCCGGAGAAGAACAGUGGUAUGCAGAUAUUGGCUGUGAGGUUUCCUGUGUCAAGAAGAAGCUUCCAAGCCAGGACAUGACUUCUCCCAGACCUUCUUUAUCCUGACAGAGACUUUUACAACCAGGAUCCUGACUCUCUACCUCAGUCCACGUGGAGUCCACACCGUCUUUUCUACCUCUUGGAACAUCUGCUGGGUUUUUUUCUGUUUUUCACCUACCUCAGCACAUACUGUGUCAGAGCUGUUAUCAGCCAACAGACUCUUAAGUUUAUCACCAGGCUCUCAGGUUUCAGUCAUCCAGUCAGGGUGUAUCACUGCAGACUGGUUUUCUUCUUGCUUGGUAGCUGCCGUCAGCACAGUCUAACCCCCCUGCUGGCAGGGGUCACCUGAAGGAGCCAUGCCAUAUUUGUAAUGUUGGCGCCCUGUGUAGGAGCAGGAUCAGAGGACAAACAGGGGCGGAGUCACAGAGACAUUCCUCGGUUUGUGGUUGGCUGUGAAAAUGAUGACUGUGACAUGGGCCAAACGGACACAGGCUUGAAGAACAAGAUGUUUCGAGGAGAGGAAAUGGACGAUGAUGAUGAGUCGCCCUCAGAGCGACAGAUUGUGGUCGGCAUAUGUGCCAUGACAAAGAAAUCCAAAUCCAAGCCCAUGACUCAGAUCUUGGAGCGUCUUUGUAAGUUUGACUAUAUUGAUGUAGUCAUCUUUCCCGAAGAGGUGAUCCUGGAGGAGCCCGUGGAGAGAUGGCCCCUCUGCGACUGCCUUAUCUCCUUCCACUCCAAAGGUUUCCCUCUGGACAAAGCAGUGGAAUAUGUCAAGCUCAGGAAUCCACUGCUCAUCAAUGAUCUCAACAUGCAGUAUUUCAUUCAGGACAGGAGGGACGUUUAUCGGAUCCUAAAGGAAGAGGGCAUCGAUCUACCUCGUUACUCUGUGCUGAACCGAGACCCUGACAAUCCUGAAGAGUGUAACCUGGUGGAGGCGGAGGACCACGUUGAGGUGAAUGGGGAGGUGUUCCAUAAACCCUUUGUGGAGAAACCUGUGUGUGCAGAGGACCACAACGUUUACAUCUAUUACCCAACAUCAGCCGGAGGAGGCAGCCAGAGACUCUUCAGAAAGAUAGGGAGCCGUAGUAGUGUGUACUCCCCGGAAAGCAGUGUACGAAAGACUGGAUCUUACAUCUACGAAGAGUUCAUGCCGACAGAUGGUACUGAUGUUAAGGUUUAUACAGUGGGCCCAGACUAUGCUCAUGCUGAGGCCAGGAAGUCGCCAGCACUGGAUGGGAAGGUGGAGAGGGAUAGUGAGGGGAAGGAGAUCCGAUACCCCGUCAUGCUGACCGCCAUGGAGAAACUGGUGGCCCGCAAGGUCUGCCUGGCCUUCAAGCAAACAGUAUGUGGGUUCGACCUGCUCAGAGCCAACGGCCAUUCAUUUGUCUGUGAUGUUAACGGCUUCAGCUUUGUCAAAAACUCCAUGAAAUAUUACGAUGACUGUGCCAAAGUCCUGGGGAACAUGGUAAUGAGGGAGUUAGCACCCCAGCUCCACAUCCCCUGGUCCAUCCCCAUGGAGGCUGAAGACAUCCCCAUUGUCCCAACAACCUCAGGAACCAUGAUGGAGCUGCGCUGUGUUAUUGCCAUUAUCCGGCAUGGAGAUCGCACACCAAAGCAGAAGAUGAAAAUGGAGGUCCGCCAUCCUCUAUUCUUUGAAUUAUUUGAGAAGUUUGGAGGAUAUAAAACAGGAAAGCUUAAACUCAAAAAGCCAAAACAGCUGCAGGAAGUGCUGGAUAUUGCUCGCCUGCUCCUGGUUGAACUGGGCCAGCACACUGACUGCGAGAUUGAGGAGAAGAAAUCCAAACUAGAACAACUUAAGACUGUUCUGGAAAUGUAUGGUCAUUUCUCAGGUAUCAACAGGAAAGUCCAGCUCACCUACCUGCGCAAUGGCAAACCUAAAGCAUCCAGUGAAGAAGAAGAUUCUAAGAAGGAUGGCCCAUCUCUGCUGCUGGUGUUGAAGUGGGGCGGGGAGCUGACGCCUGCAGGCCGGGUUCAGGCUGAGGAGCUGGGCAGGGCUUUUCGCUGCAUGUACCCUGGAGGUCAAGGUGACUAUGCUGGGUUUCCUGGCUGUGGCCUCCUACGCCUGCACAGCACUUAUCGCCAUGACCUAAAGAUCUACGCCUCUGAUGAAGGAAGGGUGCAGAUGACGGCUGCUGCUUUUGCCAAGGGUCUGCUGGCUCUAGAAGGGGAGCUGACCCCCAUCCUGGUUCAGAUGGUGAAGAGUGCCAACAUGAACGGACUGCUGGACAGCGACAGCGACUCUCUGACUGACUGCCAGCAGAAAGUGAAGGCCAGGCUGCAUGAGAUCAUGCAGAAGGACCAGGAUUUCACAGAGGAGGACUAUCAAAAGUUGGCUCCAACAGGCAGUCCAUCGCUGGUGAACUCUAUGAAGGUCAUAGAGAAUCCAGUCAAAACCUGCGACAAGGUGUAUGCCCUCAUCCAGAGCCUUACGUCACAGAUCCGAAAGAGACUGGAGGACCCGAAGUCUGCAGACUUGCAGCUUUACCACAGCGAGACUUUGGAGCUGAUGCUGCAGCGUUGGUCCAAACUGGAGAGAGACUUUCGCAUGAAGAAUGGGCGCUACGACAUCAGCAAGAUCCCAGAUAUCUACGACUGCAUCAAAUAUGAUUCGCAGCACAAUGCCUCUCUUGGCCUGGAGGACACACGGGAGCUUUUCAGACUGUCCCGUGCUCUGGCUGACAUAGUCAUACCACAGGAGUAUGGCAUCUGUAGAGCAGAGAAAUUAGACAUCGCUCAGGCUUACUGCGUUCCCCUGAUGAAGAAAAUCCAGCUGGACCUGCAGAGGACCCACGAGGACGAGGCUGUCAACAAGUUGCACCCUCUGUAUUCUCGGGGUGUGAUGUCUCCUGGCCGUCAUGUCCGCACACGCCUCUACUUCACAAGCGAGAGCCACGUUCACUCCCUGCUCAGCAUCUUCCGCUAUGGAGGCCUGCUGGAUGAGGAGAAGGACCAGCAGUGGAAGCAGGCGAUGGACUACCUGAGUGCUGUGACUGAACUCAACUACAUGACACAGAUUGUCAUCAUGCUGUAUGAAGACAACAAUAAGGACCCCUCCUCAGAGGAGCGUUUCCAUGUGGAGCUUCACUUCAGUCCAGGAGUCAAAGGAUGUGAAGAUGAAGAGAAUAUCCCUCUUGGAUUCGGCUUCCGUCCGGCCUCCUCGGAGAAUGAAGACAAAAAGCCAAAUCAGGGCAGUCUGGAGGACCUUUCCCAGGAUGAGCCAGACCAGGCACUUCAUGUCUCUGAUCCAAUCAAUAUCCAGCGAAGGUCUCCCAUGAUUCGCAACCGCAAGACGGGCUCCAUGGAGGUCCUCUCUGAAACCUCCCCCACCCAUUCCUCCAAAGGCUGCACAUCCCAUCGACUCUUCAUAUCCUGCUCGCGCCAGUCUCCUGAGGUCAAACCAGCCAGCGGCUUAGGCUCGCUCUGCUCUGGCCUCUUCAGUGCCUCUGCCCUCGGGGUGUCCUGUAGCGCCCCUAACCUUCGGGACUACGUCCGCACACACCACCGUCACCACCACCUGAAGCCACCUCUGUCUCCCGGCAGUUUGCCGUGCAAGAGUGGCAUGUUUGAGCUGUUCUCUAUGCUGGCAGUAAAGAGAUUUUCUGUGUCGUUUGCCAGGCAUCCGACUAAUGAGCCUUCAGAUGAGCUACAUUUAGUCCAGAUGCUGGAGGGGCUGCCUGCUGAGACAGCCCUGCUGGGGUUUGUGGAUGUGGCCGUGGCCCACCACCUGCAUCACUGCCCCUACCACUUCCGUCUCUUCAAGACUUGGAUGGUGUCUGGUCUGGAGCUCCCAGAGUCUCUCUACGGGUUUGAAGGAUGCUCCAUGGUGCCUUCUAUCUACCCACUCGAGACGCUGCACAACUCGCUGUCCCUGAAGCAAGUGGACGAGUUUCUUAACUCAGUGUGCGAGAGCAACAGUGAGGUCCAGGCCAAAACCAUGAAAGCGCUCUCUGGCUUGUUUGCCUCUCAGAGCCAGAUUUCUCUCUAUAGCCCGCAGCAGCCUCUGUCCUCCUCUGGAUCUGAAGCAUCUCUUCAACCACCAAGCCAGCCUUUGUGGCAUGGCAGCAUCCCCUCCAGUGCUGUAUCCAGUGCGGGCCCCUCAUCCCCGAUCACAGAGUCUUCUGGUCUGAACUUCAGCUUCAGUGAGUAAGCUGACUGAAAAACACAAUCUGAGGCCGUGGUGUGAAGACCUCACUUCCUGGUCUGCUAUUCAUCCUUCCCUGUGUCCUCUUGCUCACAAACUCUAUAAAUGACUACACAAACUGUACAUAGUGACUCUUCUGCUGCACCCUGACUGCAGCUCAACACUUCUCCUCACUACACCUGCACUUCUCCAUGAAGAGGAAGAAAAACACAGGACCUCCAGCCGCUGGAAAUCACUCAUCACCUCGAUCCUCCUCCUCAGUCUGUUAACACUUUCAUGAACCCAAAUCCACCAGCAGUGACUGCUCAUCAAGCCAUCAUUCAGGCCCUCAGUUUGAUUUGGAUCCACCAGUAUUUGCUGUUUGUCCUGUAGAUGUUUUUUUUCUCACGCACCAGCAGCCUGUUUUCUGAGCCGCGCUCCCGACGUUUCCGGCUGAAAUGCAUCACAGGCUUUGAGUUUGUGGUGAAUUUCCUCCAUAAAGGACAUGGGAUUAGAUGAUUAAUAUCGCUCUCAUAUCCAGCUGUUAGAUAUGAAGCCAUAACCUGUCGGCUUGGCUUAGCACAAAGACUUUAGUUUUAUCUUUAGAUGAGGGCAGUGUUAGCUGUUCCCUUUUGUUUCCAUUCCUUAAAUAAACUGGCUGCUGGAUUUGAGAGUGGAAUCAAUCUUCUCAUCUAAGGCCUCAGUCAUACACACUUAGAGACCGGUUAGCAACUCUAAUCAAUUGGCAUCUGGUUACCAUUGGUUUCUGGCAGUUGUUAGAGGGUGCUGCAUGAAAAACCUCCUUGUGAUGUAGUUUGCGUGGAAGAUACCACUCUAGUCUGCUUCUGGUCUGCAUCACAGUUUCACUACUGCUCAAUGAGUAGGUGGCAAGUGUGCAGACAAGUCAGCGUCUGCAACAGCCAGCAACCUCUCACAAACUGUCCAGAGGAUGCAGACAUUUCAAAAGUGGCUGCCAGGAGUUUGCCAAGCCGUCUCCAGGCCUGUGUGACUGAGGUCUACCUUGUUGCAAGGAAACAAAGUGUCUGUGCCAACAGUAUUUCACAUCAAACCUCUAGAUUAUAAAAUCACUUCUGCCUGCAGAUGGAAAACCUCGGACAUCAUGUUAGUCGUGUAAAACUGUAACCAAAGCUAACGCAGCCAAAUGUUGUCUAAUGUACAAUACAAAACAUCUGGAGGGAUGCAGGUUAGCGUAGUGACUGUAAAUUAUUUGUCGCUCAUGUGAUUUUUGUUUUACUUCAUGCACAGAAAAAAAAAAUAGUAUAUUUUAUCAUUUUUAACUCAAGCCGACCUGAUCAACUGUUUAGUUCUCUGUGUUCGUGGGCUGUUAAAUAGAAACAACAAUGCUUCUGUAAAUGUGCCUUCAAAUAAUCAAUCAAUUGGGGGGGGGGGGUUUACAAAUCCAGACUGAAGAUAGGAAUCUACUGUAUAGUUUUGAGAUAUUAUAGAAUUAAAGGGAUAAGCCACUUGACUGAGUAGUCUGCUCUCCAGAUAUUGAGAUAUUUCUGUUUCUCAUCUCAUUAAUUAUGCUCAGGUAGAUGGGUAUAAACUAGGGGGGGGGUUACAUUCAGUUAAUUCAAUGGGGGAAUUGAAUUUUGUGCUGACUUUACUUUAAAAACCCAAAAUAAAUUGUUACUUUGACCAAAGCCUGUAAAUGAAUGAACACAUGGCCGUGGGCAUUAUCUUCAGCAGCCCUCUCAGCUUUACCAAAGUAUCAGAAUUAAAAUGUGCCCAUUUCAAAGUAAACUGGCCUUCAAAACUUGAAACAUCUACUGCAGAAUGAAUGUCUGAAUUGUCUCAAAGAGUCGUAGAUUCAUAUUUGAAGAGUGGUAAUUCAUUUUUAUUGGACUGUGAGCUGACGUCGGUGUAGCUGUGUAUUUAUGUGGUAAUGUGAUGUCAGCCAAAGAGCGGUGUGUGUGUUCUGUGUCGUUGUGUCUACUGAGGCUCAGUUUAGGCUCUGAUAUUGGAGAGAGGAGAGUGGUAAUAAUAAAAAACAAAAAUUAAAGAGUGUUGUUCAGUAUGUUAUCAAGCACUC